Prionailurus viverrinus (fishing cat) is the source of this 1543-nucleotide messenger RNA. RefSeq names its product potassium two pore domain channel subfamily K member 2 (gene KCNK2). Bases 80 to 1348 code for a protein of 422 amino acids. Gene Ontology annotation, cellular component: membrane. Gene Ontology annotation, molecular function: potassium ion leak channel activity; outward rectifier potassium channel activity. The transcript has 7 exons. NCBI's taxonomy places the organism in Eukaryota, Metazoa, Chordata, Mammalia, Carnivora, Felidae. Gene Ontology annotation, biological process: potassium ion transmembrane transport; stabilization of membrane potential. The record is from RefSeq and is a predicted model, not a curated record.
AAUUACGGAUGAGAAACCUUGGUGGAAGAACGGCAUUAAAGAUCAAAAGCAUGAUGACUCCUGAUGAGAACAUCCCCAAAUGAUGAACCCGCAAGCAAAGAGGAACUUCUACUUGGCGGCACCUGACUUGCUGGACCCUAAAUCUGCCGCUCAGAACUCCAAACCGAGGCUCUCGUUUUCCACGAAACCCACAGUGCUUGCUUCCCGGGUGGAGAGUGACACGACCAUUAAUGUUAUGAAAUGGAAGACGGUCUCCACGAUUUUCCUGGUGGUUGUCCUCUAUCUGAUCAUCGGAGCCACCGUGUUCAAAGCAUUGGAGCAGCCUCAUGAGAUUUCACAGAGGACCACCAUUGUGAUCCAGAAGCAGACAUUCAUUUCCCAGCACUCCUGUGUCAAUUCGACCGAGCUGGACGAACUCAUCCAGCAAAUAGUGGCAGCAAUAAAUGCAGGGAUUAUACCUUUAGGAAACACCUCCAAUCAAAUCAGUCACUGGGAUUUGGGAAGUUCCUUCUUCUUUGCUGGCACUGUUAUAACAACUAUAGGAUUUGGAAAUAUCUCACCGCGCACAGAAGGGGGGAAAAUAUUCUGUAUCAUCUAUGCCUUACUGGGAAUUCCCCUCUUUGGUUUUUUGUUGGCUGGAGUUGGAGAUCAACUAGGGACCAUAUUCGGAAAAGGAAUUGCAAAAGUGGAAGAUACAUUUAUUAAGUGGAAUGUUAGUCAGACCAAGAUUCGCAUCAUCUCAACCAUCAUAUUUAUACUGUUCGGCUGUGUACUCUUUGUUGCUCUGCCUGCGAUCAUAUUCAAGCACAUAGAAGGCUGGACUGCCCUGGACGCCAUUUAUUUUGUGGUCAUCACUCUAACAACUAUUGGAUUUGGCGACUACGUAGCAGGUGGAUCGGAUAUCGAAUAUCUAGACUUCUACAAGCCUGUCGUGUGGUUUUGGAUCCUUGUAGGGCUCGCUUACUUUGCUGCUGUCCUGAGCAUGAUUGGGGACUGGCUCCGAGUGAUAUCCAAAAAGACAAAGGAAGAGGUGGGAGAGUUCAGAGCCCACGCCGCUGAGUGGACGGCAAACGUCACCGCCGAGUUCAAGGAGACCAGGAGGCGCCUGAGCGUGGAGAUCUACGACAAGUUCCAGCGCGCCACCUCCAUUAAGCGGAAGCUGUCGGCGGAACUCGCCGGGAACCACAACCAAGAGCUGACCCCGUGCAGGAGGACCCUGUCCGUGAAUCACCUGGCCAGCGAGAGGGACGUCCUGCCUCCCUUACUGAAAACUGAGAGUAUCUAUUUGAACGGAUUGACGCCCCACUGUGCAGGCGAGGAGAUUGCGGUGAUCGAGAACAUUAAAUAGCCCUCUCUUUGAAGAGCCUUAGGCGUAGCCAUAGGUGAGGACUUCUGUAUGCUCUUUAAUGACUGUUGCUGGUAGCAUUUUUAAAUUGUGCAUGAGCUCCAAAGGGGGAAACAAAAUAGAUAACACCCAUCAUGGUCAUCAACCAUCAAGAGAAUUUGGAAUCCUGAGCCAGCACUAUCUUUUUGAUGACGCUUG